AUGCAGAGCCACGGUGGCGGCGACUCCACUUUGAAGAAGGCGAAAUCGAGAGAAGUGAGCCCGAGAUACCUCUCACCGGCUUCUUCUUCAUCUUCAUCAACGAUCGAUUAUUACCGCGGCACCCAUGAAUCCCCAAAUAGCAUUCUCUCUCCAACAAAACAGAAGCCUGAUCAAUCGCGAAAGCCUAAAACCCUAGAUAAAAAAUCAUCAGGCUUUCUCCGCGGGCUUUGGCCCUCAUCGUCGGCGCCGUCACCGUCCAAGGCGAAGAAGAAGAAGGCCGAAAUGCUCGCCGAUCUCAUCAGCGACGAGAGGCUCCAAGAGUCGAAGCAUCGGAGUAGUAAACCAAAAAAUGAGCGGAAUCCGCCACUGGCUCUCGGCCGGCAGCGGAGCUGCACCGAAUUCAGUCGGUUCGGGAGUCAGAGGGAGAGUUCGAAGGAGAAUCGCAACCCAAUUUUGGGCGGAUCGAUGCGAUAUUUGGGGAAAUUCAAAUUUUCCGGUACAUCGCAGUCGUCGGAGGAAGACGAAAAUAUCAUGCCGGGAAGAUUAUCUGUUGAUGAGGUGGCGGUGAGAAAGAAUUCUUUUCCAAAACACCCCGAAUAUUGCGAUUCGGGCUCGGAAUCCAGUGACACCGGCCCGAGUUUUGAUUUCUCGCCGGCUUCGUAUAUGGCCCCGACCGUCAGCUCAAGAAAGCACGGGAUCAAUGUGCCGUCUCGAUUCAUGCAGGAUCGGUCGCGGUCCCGGCGAUGGAGUGACGGCAGCAAAUAUUCGUCGGAAAAUAUUUAUAACGAAAAUAAUAAUAUUAAUAAUUCUCCGAAGAUUUUAAAUAUGAAGAAGGGGAGUGGAGGUUGGGCCGGCUCACCGGGCUCGGUGAGAGGUCCGUUAGGUGACAAUAAGGGGAAGGUGGCGGAGAAGCCGCCGGUUAGCCCCUCGAGGGGGAAAGGAGUGAGGAAUAUUUUGGAUUUGGGGAUUGAAUUGGUGACGGGGAGGAAAUCGUCGCCAAGUUCGUCGGUGCUUGGGCCGGGCUCGGCCGAGAAUGUGCAUCAAUUGAGGUUGCUACAUAGUGGCUUGGCUCAAUGGAGGUUUAGCAAUGCAAGAAGUGAUGUUGCUAAUGAGAAUUAUGUCAAAGAAUGUGAGGAAAAGUCCGGACAUGUUCAAAUUGCCCUUCACAAGCUUCAACAAUCAAUCAUACAAAAGAAAUUUCAGCUACAAAAGGAGAAGUUGGAGAUGAAAUUGGAUUACAUAAUACGCUCUCAGAUUAAGGCAUUGGAGGCUUGGGCAAAUAUGGAAAUACAACAUUCAACAGCAGUGUCAAAUACAACAAAUUGUUUGCAUUCUGUUGUUUGCAAAUUACCCCUCGUUGAUGGAGCAAAGGUUGAACCACAGAUGACUUCAGUUGCUAUGUGUCAUGCAUCAAAUAUUGCAACAAAAAUCAACAUGACGGUUGCUACUUUUCAACCUACGGUUGAGAAAACGGUGGGAGUUGUAGCUGAGUUAGCAAUGGUGGCUAUACAAGAGGCGCAACUGUUGGAAGAAUGUUUGGAGCUUUUCAAAUUCAUUUCUGCAUUGGAGUUGGAAGAGAGGCAUUUGAGGGGUAGCAUGAUGCAGUUAAGGUUGAUGGAGCAGCAACAGCUAGGGGAUGUUGGCGUAACAUCUUGUUACACACACUAG
Salvia splendens (bonfire salvia) is the source of this 1668-nucleotide messenger RNA. Its product is annotated as QWRF motif-containing protein 3. Gene Ontology annotation, molecular function: microtubule binding. The transcript is spliced from 6 exons. Gene Ontology annotation, cellular component: nuclear microtubule; cytoplasm. The record is from RefSeq and is a predicted model, not a curated record. Gene Ontology annotation, biological process: spindle assembly. The coding region runs from base 1 to 1668 and encodes 555 amino acids. NCBI's taxonomy places the organism in Eukaryota, Viridiplantae, Streptophyta, Magnoliopsida, Lamiales, Lamiaceae.